AAACAACAUCAUUUCUAUAUUAUCAAGUUUAAAGUAUGUGCGGUGCUGGCCCCAGAUGUACUCGUGCUUACCCCAUAACCAGACGAGCACUUCAACGGUUCAAGUUGCAUACAAUUGAGGUCUACAGGCAUAGGUUUAGUUAUUUUGGUAGUUGCAACCAUCGAUAUUUUAUUUUCUUUGAUUUCUACGUACACUGGCAGCUUUGGCAAUGGCUGCAACAGUAAAAAUGAUUCUGGGCUCAUUUGCCUUUGCAAUAUUCUGGGUCCUAGCAGUUUUUCCUGCAAUCCCAAUUCUGCCAAUUGGAAGAACUGCAGGUUCUCUUCUAGCUGCUGUUCUUAUGGUUAUUUUUCAAGUCAUAACCCCUACAGAAGCAUAUUCUUCAAUUGACAUUUCAAUUCUUGCACUUCUUUUUGGAACGAUGGUUGUCAGUGUCUACCUUGAAAGAGCAGAUGCAUUUAAGUACUUGGGCAAAUUACUUUCCUGGAAAAGCCUAGGGGCUAAGGACUUGAUUUUUAGAGUCUGCUUAGUUUCUGCAAUUACGAGUGCUUUUUUCACUAACGACACUUCUUGUAUUGUCUUGACUCAAAUGGUACUCAAAAUUGCAAGACAACGUAAUCUCCCUCCCCAUCCUUUCUUAUUAGCAAUCGCCUCGAGUGCAAACAUUGGAUCUUCUGCAACUCCAAUUGGCAAUCCUCAAAAUCUAAUUAUAGCUUUAAAUGGAGAUAUUUCUUUUUGGCCUUUUUUGGGUGGAAUUUUCCCUGCAGCAGUUGUAGGACUUCUUUUGAAUUAUGGUCUCCUUCUAUGCAUGUAUUGGAAGCAAUUAUCUUCUCAAAAGAUCGAAGGAAAUGAAAAUGCAGAAAUUACUGCUGAAGCUGAAAUUACUUACCACAGGUUAAAUUGUCAAGAAAUAUGCCUUGGAUUGGAUAUGCAGAGCUCUCCAUAUGUUCUUGAGAAUUUGGCCGCUUUAUCUAAUGGUGUAUUGGAACGUUCAAGUGCAGCUUCAAAAUGGAAAGCCCUAAUCUGGAAAUCUUGUGUUUAUCUAGUAACCAUCGGAAUGUUGAUUGCAUUGCUUAUGGGUGUGAAUAUAUCUUGGACUGCGUUGACUGCUGCACUUUCUCUCAUGGUUCUUGAUUUUAAAGAUGCUCAGCCUUGCCUUGAGAAGGUGUCAUAUUCUCUUUUGGUUUUCUUUUGUGGGCUGUUCAUGACAAUCACUGGAUUCGAAAAAACUGGAAUUCCAAGCUAUUUGUGGGAGUUUUUGGAGCCCUAUGCACACAUUGACCACGCUAGCGGGAUAACAGUUCUUGCUCUGAUCAUCCUUAUCCUCUCAAACUCCAUCUCAAAUGUUACAACUGUUCUGUUACUGGGGGGAAGGGUGGCAGCAUCAGCAGCAAGUAUUUCUCCGACGUAUGUGAAGAAGGCAUGGCUAGUUUUAGCAUGGGUAAGCACUGCGUCUGGUAACUUCACACUAGUGGGUUCAGCUGCCAAUAUGAUAGUCUGUGAGCAGGCUCGCAAUGCCCCUAACUUCGGAUGCAACUUGUCUUUCUUUGGCCAUCUCAAGUUUGGACUUCCCUCUACUAUUUUAGUCACUGCUAUUGGCUUGACGCUCAUACACUAGUUUACAGUCUUCUAAAUGUGAUUAUAUUUUAUUGAACUUGUUGAAAUUACCAUUAAUUGAUAAUUUGAUUCCACUAGCCA
Molecule: messenger RNA, 1695 nt
Organism: Jatropha curcas
Lineage: Eukaryota; Viridiplantae; Streptophyta; Magnoliopsida; Malpighiales; Euphorbiaceae
Product: silicon efflux transporter LSI2
Biological process (GO): transmembrane transport
Cellular component (GO): membrane
Source: RefSeq, a predicted model, not a curated record